This is a messenger RNA of Acanthosepion pharaonis, 531 nucleotides long. Lineage: Eukaryota; Metazoa; Mollusca; Cephalopoda; Sepiida; Sepiidae. The record is from the annotation of a GenBank genome assembly.
AUGUUGUACUUCCUCCAUCAUUUUUUACUUUUCCCCCCUCAUCGUUUUUACUUUCUCCCCUCUCAUCGUUUUUACUUUCUCCCCCUCUCAUCGUUUUUACUUUCUCCCCCUCAUCGUUUUUACUUUCUCCCCCUCAUCGUUUUUACUUUUCCCCCCUCUCAUCGUUUUUACUUUUCCCCCUCUCAUCGUUUUUUUUUUUUUCCCCCUCAUCGUUUUUACUUUUCUCCCCUCUCAUCGUUUUUACUUUUUCUCCCCUCAUCGUUUUUACUUUUUCUCCCCUCAUCGUUUUUACUUUUUUCCCCCCUCAUCGUUUUUAUUUUUCCCCCCUCAUCGUUUUUACUUUUUUUCCCCUCAUCGUUUUUACUUUUUCCCCCCUCAUCGUUUUUACUUUUUUUCCCCCCUCAUCGUUUUUACUUUUCCCCCCCUCCCCUCAUUUUUUCAUCGUUUUUUUUUUCCCCCCCUAAUCGUUUUUUACUUUUCCCCUGCCUAAUCCUUUUUUUACUUUUUCCCCUCAUUUUGUACUUUUGUUAA